AUGACGAUCGCCACCGCGUCUAAGCCCGAUUUCUUCUCGCUGCACACACGUAAGCCCAAGACCAUCGAUGUGGAGAUGCUGGACUACAGCUUCGUGGAGCGUUGCACCGAUGUGGACGAGCUCAAGGGGAUCUUGGCGGUGCUCCGAUCCGGAAAGGAAGGCCGCUAUCCAGACCUGGAAAAGGCCACAGAGGACCGCAUUCUGGCUGUGUUUCCUGAACGAGAACGAACUAAAAUCUUGCGUAUGCGCUCAGGGCCGACAGACAACGAGUUGACCACCGAGAUUGACGCGCUGGCCAACUGGGCGGUUGCAAUGAAUGUGAAGAACGAGGCACUAAAGAAACAGACACCGUUCAAGCGAGAACUGCCCCCUGUCCGAGGACGGAAAUCAUCCAUAGAAAUGCGAUCAGAUCUGGCUCGAGCUCCAGCGAAAUUGGCUAAUGUAGAGAAGGAUGAGCAGAAGAUGGCGAAAAAUGCAAUUCCAGCGUAUGAUUUCAGAUCCUGGGAAAAGUAUGACGUUGACAAGGCGCUGGAAGAGAUCGAUCACGAGGGCGAACGGGCGCGGGAUCAAGCGAGAAAGCAGCAAGAAGAGCAGGAGAAGCGCGCAGCAUCUCGAAAGAGAGAAUUUGAGUCUCUCUCCAAGUCAGUGGACUUAGACAAGCUCCAGCCGGAAACCCGAAAAAUGUAUGCUGGAUACGAGAAGCAAAAAGGUAACGACUGCUUCAAGGCAAACGAACUAGAGGUGGCAUUGCUACACUACACGCGCAGUAUGGCUUACGACGACACCGAUGCAAUUCUCUACGCUAAUCGUGCACUUGUAUACCUAAAAACGAAGAACUUUGCUGCUGCUGAAGACGAUUGCGCACGCGCCAUCCUGCUCGAUCCGACAUACAUGAAGGGGUGGAGUCGUCGUGGCAUGACGCGGUACCGUAGAGGUAUCGCCUACUAA
Molecule: messenger RNA, 948 nt
Organism: Phytophthora infestans T30-4
Lineage: Eukaryota; Oomycota; Peronosporomycetes; Peronosporales; Peronosporaceae
Exons: 2
Coding region: 1-948 (315 amino acids)
Cellular component (GO): mitochondrion; cytosol
Molecular function (GO): heat shock protein binding
Source: RefSeq, a predicted model, not a curated record